Molecule: messenger RNA, 4008 nt
Organism: Oryzias latipes (Japanese medaka)
Lineage: Eukaryota; Metazoa; Chordata; Actinopteri; Beloniformes; Adrianichthyidae
Gene: oxsr1a
Product: oxidative stress responsive kinase 1a
Biological process (GO): positive regulation of T cell chemotaxis; peptidyl-threonine phosphorylation; intracellular signal transduction
Cellular component (GO): cytosol; cytoplasm
Molecular function (GO): protein serine/threonine kinase activity; ATP binding
Source: RefSeq, a predicted model, not a curated record
CGUCACGCGCGUAAAGUUGUGUUGACAGGGGCGUCAGUGGUUGUCGGCGGAACAGCAGCUUUUUAGCAGAGCGAAUGGAGUAGAUCUUCACAGCUAGCGUCCUGCCGGCGUCUUUAUUGUUGCUCUAAAGCCCCUGUUCGCACCUUUCAAGCAUGGCUGACGAGCAGUCAUCUCAGUCGUGGUCGAUUGACAAAGAUGACUACGAGCUUAAAGAGGUGAUAGGGAGUGGAGCAACUGCGGUUGUUCAGGCAGCUUACUGCAAGCCGAGGAAGGAGAAGGUGGCCAUCAAACGCAUCAACUUGGAAAAGUGUCAAACCAGCAUGGAUGAGCUCCUGAAAGAGAUUCAGGCUAUGAGCCAGUGCCACCAUCCAAACAUCGUUUCUUAUUAUACCUCCUUUGUGGUGAAAGAUGAGCUGUGGCUGGUGAUGAAGCUGCUCAGCGGCGGCUCGGUGUUGGACAUCAUCAAACAUAUCAUCUCCCGCGGGGAGCACAAGAACGGCGUGCUGGAUGAGGCUAGCAUCGCUACCAUUCUGAAGGAAGUGCUGGAGGGCCUGGAGUACCUUCACAAAAACGGGCAGAUUCAUCGGGAUCUUAAGGCCGGAAACAUUCUCCUUGGAGAAGAUGGCUCCGUUCAAAUAGCAGACUUUGGGGUGAGUGCCUUUCUAGCGACCGGAGGGGACAUGACCAGGAACAAGGUUCGAAAGACAUUUGUGGGGACACCUUGCUGGAUGGCUCCAGAGGUCAUGGAGCAGGUUCGUGGAUACGAUUUCAAAGCUGACAUCUGGAGUUUUGGGAUCACAGCCAUUGAACUGGCAACUGGAGCUGCACCAUAUCAUAAAUACCCACCAAUGAAGGUGCUGAUGCUGACCUUACAGAACGACCCCCCCUGCCUGGAGACAGGAAUCACCGAUAAGGAAAUGGUGAAGAAAUACGGCAAGUCUUUUAGGAAGAUGCUUGCUUUGUGUUUACAGAAAGAUCCAGAAAAAAGGCCCACUGCCGCUGAGCUGCUGAAGCACAAAUUCUUUACAAAGGCCAAGAACAACGAGUACUUGCACGAGAUUCUGCUGCAGAAAGGCCCCACCAUAUCAGAUCGAUCUAAAAAGGUGCGGCGUGUGCCCGGUUCGAGCGGCCGUCUCCACAAGACGGAAGACGGUGGGUGGGAGUGGAGCGACGACGAGCUGGAUGAGGAGAGUGAGGAGGGCAAAGCUGCUGUGGCUGCACUGCGGUCUCCCAGAGUGAAGGACGGCUCUCAGAAUAUGGAGCUUUUCCCGCCAGCGGACGGCUCCGCUGUGCUUCUGCAGCCUCCUGGUGCGGCGCACGCCAGGCCUCCCAAUGCAGCUCCUGCAGGGGAGGAGCUUCCACCCCAGACUGCAACCAUGAGCGUGAGCCCUUUACACGCACCUGCUGCCCAGGAUCUGGCGUUCUCGUCCGGCGUUCCCAUCAGCCUCGUCCUCAGACUGAGGAACUCCAAAAAAGAGCUGAAUGACAUUCGCUUUGAGUUCAUGCCAGGCAGAGACUCCGCUGAUGGAGUUUCUCAGGAGUUGGUCUCAGCAGGUCUGGUUGAUGGGAGGGACUUGGUCAUUGUUGCAGCCAAUUUGCAAAAGAUUGUCGAUGAUCCUCAAAGCAACAGAAGUGUGACCUUUAAGCUGGCAUCUGGUGUAGAGGAGUCUGAGAUUCCUGACGAUAUUAAACUCAUCGGAUUUGCCCAGCUGAGCAUCAGUUAAGUGGAGCGGAGCCGCCAGCGAAGGACAGAAAGAAACAGGAUGCACGGCUGCAAUGUAGUCUACUCCAAACUACUACUGCCAAAGAGGAGAGACGGAGGAGAGGAGGAAGGGUGCUGACGGAGGAGGAGGAGAUGCGAGGCUGGCAGGCGUGCGAUGCUACUGCAGGAUGCAUGAGGACCACACGGAGACGCUCAGUUCAUCACAGGAAUCACACGUGAAAUGUUUACAGUGCGCUUAUACAGUAAACGGGAGAAGAAAUGCAAUCAGCUUUACAAAUUCCCCAUUUAGUUUUAGUUCUUUUUUCUUUUUCUUCUUCUUUGUCACAAACGAGCACAAUCCAGACCUUCUUUUGCCAGCACUGGAAAUGAUUGCCUUUUUCUUUUAUUAUUAUUAUUUUUUCCCAUUCCAUUGUGCCACAAAACUCUAGUUGUGCCACCUUUUCAUGGCACUUUAUGAAAUUGAAGAAGGUGGAAAGUUCAGCCUUAGAUAGUGUAGGAUUUAGUGUAUUCAGGGGAAAUAUUUCCACCAUUGGGAGUGUUGUAUUUUUCCCAAUCCUUUUAAGGAAUUGCAUCCAUAAAAUAGGAAACACAAAAGUACCACUUUCAUUUCUAACAUAAAAAGAACAAGACUCCUGUAAAAGUCAGAAUUGAAAGAAUAGUUCUGUCCUCCAUAUUACUGUUGUGUGUGUUUUUUUAAAACAUAAUUGAAGUUUUGGAUGCUGAAAUCCACACUUCUGUCAUUUGGCGUUUAGCUGAUGGUUAAUAUUAGAGGUUCGUUUUCUCUCAGUGAGAACUGCCUGAUCGUCUAUGCAAGAGUUCCUCUCAGCGAUUGGAAUCGAUGCUUUGCUCAUUUUACUGCUUUUGUGUAGCAUCAAACUGCGUCGUGUGCAUUUCAAAUGACCAGCUUCAUGGGUAGGCAGCCCGCGCUUCCUUUGAGUAAUAUUGAAGCCUUGUGAUGAGUGAUGAAAGGGUUCUGACAGCUGGUGCUGAAGGGGUUUCACAUUCUGAAGCGUUUGUGUGCUUCAAAAAUGUCAAAAUGUUCUUCCAAAGUGACGUAAAGCCUUAAACAGGGCAGUUCACUCGCAUUUCCCGUCAUAUCUCUUUGUGCAGUUUUUGGUCAAAUGUGAAUAUUCUGUCCCUCAGUGCAGUGUGCACAUCCGAUUCUUUUAUUUUAUUGAUUUUUUUGUGUGUGUUUUUUUUCUUUUGGCAUCAGUGUUUUGGUUACAUGUCCUUCACAUUUCAAACAACAUAUCAACAGUGAAGCUUUCAUUUCUGCAUGAUUUUCAUAAAACUGUUCACCCCCCCCCCCCCCCACGCUACACAAUGUGAAUUUGGCGAGAAAUCAGUUUCCGCUGCAUCUCACACCAAGUUCAGAUUUUCAAAGUUCAGAAAAGUGGCCUGGAAACAUUCUUAGAAACCAACUAGUGCUUUAGUUCUUUUGUUUAUUUCCGUCUUCAGGCGGGUGGCUUUCACAGUACUGUAGAUUCUCUUGCUUUCUAAACACUCCCAGUGCAGCCGUCUGCUUGUUUUUGUGCAGAAAACUGCAGCGCAGCUGAGGUCAGCUGACGAUGGCAAAUGGUACGUGUAAAGAUGUAAAUGUGCAUUUGACGCCAACUCCAUUUCACACCAACAGAAUUUGUAACAUUGUAGAUGCAGUGGCUGUCCGAUUUACAAAAAAAAAAGAGUGUAUUUAUCUUGUAAAUAUUGAUCAGUUCAAACUUUUAUUUUUGAGCACACGGCGGUGGAUUUGUUUUUGUAGUGUUUUCCACUUUUGUCACAGCAUUACUAAUCAUGCACAGAACGUUAAUGUUAGUUUUUUUUUGCCAUCUCACUGAUGUGUUAACAUGUGUGGUUUGAGACGACAUGAAGCUUGUAACCACUGUUUGGAUGUCAUCUCGCUAAGGUUGAUGGUCACGUGUGUUUGUGUGUGUGUGUGUGUACACGUGCGUGACAAGAACUCAGUGGAAUUGAUCAGUUUUUGCUGGAAGUCUUACAGACUUUUUGCACAUUUUUGUUUUAUUGUUUACCGAAAAGCUCUCUCUGCCUCUAAGUGAGGCUCUUGGAUGAUGAUCCUCAGGGAUCAGCCAGACACGUGUCUCUUUUCUUUCUCCAUAUCAAAUAUAUUUUAAAAUAUUUCAUCUAAAAGAUGUGGAUUCCCGCUCAUGCAUAAUUGGAAGCAGCAUGUGAUGAGAUGUGAAGGAGAUUCCUUGACUGACGAUCUACAUUGUCCAGUGCUUAGAAAUUGAUUUUUAGUAUUUGAAUAAAAUUACAUGAUGGAGUACAGA